This is a messenger RNA of Trichobilharzia regenti, 192 nucleotides long. Lineage: Eukaryota; Metazoa; Platyhelminthes; Trematoda; Strigeidida; Schistosomatidae. The record is from the annotation of a GenBank genome assembly.
AUUUUCUAGUCUACGUGACAUUAGACACAGAUUGCCCGAGAGGACCAAAUGUUUUACAUUCUUCUUUUUGGUCCAACGUAUUCCAAUGUUCUCUCUUCUAAUGGUCUGUCGCUUGAUCAAGCCCAUCAAAAUCAGGAAUAUCAUCGUCGAUGAGUCUCCAAUGAAUAUAUAUAAUGAUUCUCUAUUUACGAG